Miscanthus lutarioriparius is the source of this 798-nucleotide messenger RNA. Lineage: Eukaryota; Viridiplantae; Streptophyta; Magnoliopsida; Poales; Poaceae. The record is from the annotation of a GenBank genome assembly.
AUGGCUUCAAGUGCACGGGGCAUCAUGUUUCGGCAUCUCAAAGCACUAACUAUAAGCCCUGCACUGGCAUCUGGUGUGACCAGUCAGCAUCACCAGCUUCAACAGCGUGCGCCAGUGAGUGGCACAGCCAAAGGAAAGGCUAAGCUCAAAGCAGGUCAGCCUUUGAAGCGUUCCACCAUCGGAGCGAAGAAAGGGGCACCUUCCACUGGUGGAGGUGGCGGCGGCCGUGGUCGUCGUGAGGCCAUUGAGCGCAUUACUAAUAUUUCAGAGUCUUGUCUCAAUGCCUCUACUCCGCUGCGGCACUUGUUCCCCAAGGAGCGUCUUCGCGAAGCUAAACGUGAGGAACUGGGACUUGUCUCCAAGGAGAGGCAACGCGAGCUUGAUGUAGCCAAGGCCAAAGCUAAAGCCAAAUCCAAAGGUACUGGUGGAGGUGAAGGAGACCGUGUGCUUAUGGGUCCACCAGGCCUUGACUAUAUCAGUCUUGGGCUAGUUGAUGAGGAGGCAAUCCCCAAGUAUGAGCUCACAGUCGAGGAUGGUCGGCGACUUGCCAAAGAGUACAGUCGUGUGCUAAUGCUGGUGGCACCGUGCAAGGCAAACAGCAGAGUCAACGCUUCUGACCCUAAAAAGGAGGCCAUUGCUGCUCUCCCUGAGAAACUGCGAGCUGCUGCUAUGGUACCUGACAUGACACCAUUCCCUGCAAACCGGUACAUGGCGACACUCACACCACCAAUUGAAGGAUAUAUUGAAAAGGUGCGGGAAGCGGCCAAGAAGCACUCUGUGAAGGAGAAACUUCGCUGA